GAAUGGCUGACAUAUCGGAAAAGCCUUUGAGUGCAUAGAAGCCGGCAUAAGGUUUAGGCCUUAAUGUUACGUGACGAGAGUGUGUGUGUGUAUAUUUAUGUGUGCUAAGAGCCAUGUAAAUACAAAAGGCAAAUAUAUGUACCACGCACCGAUACAUACAGUGUAGAGCGCACUUACGUUUGCACAAUGAUCAUAGAACCUUUCAAUUGAAGUGUUAAAAUUGACCACUUAACAUCGCUUUAAGGUUAUACGUUUAGACGUUUUUAUACGCUUCCUAAGUGUGCUGAGAAAAAUCGGACUCUCUAUGUACAAAUAUAAAUAAAUAUAACAAUAGAUAAAUAGCAGCAAACAAGCAGAUGCUUCCCGGAGCACGGGAACAUCAGCUGCAAAGUUUGUGGAAAUUUGUGGCAAACCCUCAAGAGAUGAAACCAAAGCCCAAGACAAAGCCAAAUGCCCGGCGCCAGGUGUCCUUGUCCGUGUCCAUGUCCAUGUCAGUGUUCGCUUUGGAUGUCCAUGUUAGACAAUGAAUUUCUUUGGCCAUGACUAUCUGAGCGGAUUUCGACGCAUCGAUCGCAUUGGUUCCACCUAUCGGCCACCGGUCUGGGCCGAACAGGAGUCGUAUCAUCUCAAGGAGGCACUCCUAUGGAAUAGGCGUAAGGGAUCCAGAGUUAGUACCAUAAAUGACUGGCUUCAAAUACAAAUCGGUGGCACCGAGGAUGUCAAGAAGAAAAGGGCCAAGGGCCAGAAUCGCAUCAAGUCCACGAAAUACACAUUGAUCACAUUCCUGCCACAGAAUCUGUUGGAGCAAUUCCGGCGGAUAGCGAACUUUUACUUUCUGGUUAUGACCAUAAUAUCCCUUUUGAUCGACAGUCCUGUGUCCCCUAUGACCUCGCUUCUGCCCUUGGUCUUUGUGAUCGCCGUGACCGCAGCUAAACAGGGUUAUGAAGAUGUCCUUCGUUAUAGGACGGACAAUGUGGUCAAUGCCUCACCGGUGACGGUCAUCCGGGAUGGCAAAGAGGCCAUUAUCAAAUCCGAGGAUGUCGGUCCCGGGGAUCUUGUUGUGGUCGAGCGUGACUGCGAUGUUCCUUGCGAUUUGGUUCUAUUACGCUCCACGGAUCCGCAUGGCAAGUGCUUUAUAACCACGGCCAAUUUAGAUGGUGAGUCCAAUCUUAAGACCCUUCUGGUGCCACGCGACCUGCCCACCGUGGAUCUGUCCGAGAUGCACAAGCUGGGCAUGAUCGAGUGCGAGAGUCCCACCACGGAUCUGUACAGUUUCAAUGGCAAGAUCGAGCUGAAGGGCAGCGAGGGUCGGGUGCUGCCCCUCUCCGCCGAGAAUGUCCUGCUGCGCGGUUCAAGGGUCAAGAACACCGAGUGCGUCAUUGGCUGUGCCGUCUAUACCGGAAUGAUCACCAAGCUGCAGCUAAACAGCAGGCUCACAAGGAACAAGAAUGCCUCCAGCGAGACGUACAUCAAUCGCUUCCUGAUUGUCAUUCUGGUGGCCCUGAUUGCGAUAGUUACGCUGCUGUACUUCCUGAAGCGCUACAAUGAGCUCUUUGUGAUACCUAAGCUGACCUAUUUGGGCGAUGCCACGGACAGCUACAGUGUGAAGCAAUUCCUGCAGGACUACCUGUCCUUCUUGAUUCUCUUCAAUUAUUUGAUACCCAUCUCCCUGUACGUGACCAUUGAGCUGCAGCGCGUCAUUGGCAGCCUUUUUAUGGAGUGGGACCAGGAGCUAUACGAGAGCGAAACCGAUCAGCCGUGCGUGGUGAACACCUCGAACCUGAACGAGGAGCUGGGACAGAUCAACAUACUCUUCUCGGACAAGACGGGCACGCUGACCAAGAACGAGAUGAACUUCCAGCAGUGCUCGAUAGCCGGCAGCAAGUUCCUCUUCAAGAAAACGCGUCUGGAGGAUGAGGAGACCAAGGCCCUUUUGGACAUUAACAAGUUUAAUGCAAACCAGCGCAUCUUCUUUCAGGCCUUGAGCAUCUGUCACACCGUUCAGGUGGCUUCCGGCUCCUUGGAGGAGGCCGAUGCCAGCAAUAAUAAGAAGGAGCCUGCGGCAGGCACAGCGGCGGCGACCAUCAAGUCUGGUCCACCCGAGAUGUACUCCAUUUCGGACAUCACCGAGGAGAGCCACAAUUCUAGUCAGCAGAGCGAGCUCAAUGUGAGUCACACCAUUGAGAAUUCAGUGUCGUCGCAUCCCAACAAUGGCAACUUCACGGCCACCUCCUCGGACGUGAAUCCUCUCCUGGUCUCCGGCGAUGGCUAUGGCGUGGAGCGCCGCAAGCGUCCGGUUGUGGUCAAACGGAGCCCGAAUUUUGCCCGGGCCAACCGUGUGCACAUUGCCGACUCGCCAUCGAUCCCGACUGAGCUAAAUGGCAGUGGUGCCACUAACGGCAUCAGUUCCCAGCCCAACAUACGUCCCAUUUCCUUACAAUUCCAACGCUCUACCUCGGAGCGAGAUCUGCCGCAGUUCGAGGAGGCCAACGCGGGGCCGGCCCUUGGACAUCGACGGGCCCACUCCUAUGGGGCGCCCAAUGCCUACCUCUCUAACCCCUUGGCGGUACCUAGCAGUCCGCCUGCGGGCGUCCUCUUCCGCUCACCCAGCACCGCAUCGCGCGAGUCCUAUGCGGCGCCCACCUUCACACGGCAGCCCACCAUGCUGGUGAGGGCCGAGUCACAACGCCGGAAGAACGAGAUUCGUGAUUUCAUAUUCACCCUUGAUUAUCAGGCCUCCAGUCCGGAUGAGAAGGCUCUGGUAGAGGCUUGUGCCAACCUGGGCAUGGUCUAUACCGGUGACGAUGACGAGGUGCUCCGCGUGCGUAUCGUGCCACCGCACAUGGACUACAAGCGACCGUUUACCAAUGCCAAGCCCAAAGAGGAAACCUUCCAUCGUCUCCAUGUCCUCGAGUUUACCUCGGAUCGCAAACGUAUGAGCGUCAUUGUUAAGGAUGCAGAGGGUCGGAAAUGGAUCUACACGAAGGGUGCCGAGAGCUAUGUGUUCCCGCUGUGCGCAAACAGUUCAGCGGAUCUAGUGACCAAGACGGAUGCUCACAUCAGUGACUUUGCCCGUCUCGGGUUGCGUACACUGGCCAUUGCUCGGCGCCAGAUAGGGGAGGCGGAGUACCAGGACUUCCUCACGGAGUUGGCUCAGGCCAAUAGUUCGCUGGAGAACAGGAAGCAGCUCAGCGAGGAGUGUUACGCCAAGAUCGAAAGCAAUCUUGAUCUGCUGGGAGCCACAGCUGUGGAGGAUGCCCUGCAGGAUGAUGUGGCCGAUACCCUGGUCUCGCUGCAGGCGGCGGGUAUCAAAAUCUGGGUGCUCACCGGCGACAAGGUGGAGACGGCCCUGAACAUAGCGCUAUCCUGCGGUCACAUACCGCCCGAUGCCAAGAAGUACUUCAUCAUUGAUUGCAAGAACCGAGAGGAGAUGCUGCUGCACCUGAACGCCCUGGACAGGGAGAUUAUAUUCGGCAUUGGCCAGGAGUGUGCCCUGCUCAUCGAUGGCAAGAGUUUGGGUGUGGCUUUGGCUGAGGUCAGCUCUGAGUUCCGGGACGUGGCUGUCAAGUGUACGGCAGUACUCUGCUGUCGCCUUAGUCCGCUGCAGAAGAGCGAGGUGGUGUCACUGAUCAAGUCCUCCAAUGAGAACUAUAACACGGCCUCCAUUGGUGAUGGGGCCAACGAUGUGUCCAUGAUCCAGGAGGCGCAUGUGGGCAUUGGGAUCAUGGGUCGCGAGGGAAGGCAGGCGGCACGCUGCGCGGACUUUGCCUUUGCCAAGUUCUGUAUGCUGAAGCGGUUGCUCCUGGUCCAUGGUCACUAUCACAGCGUCCGGCUGUGCCUGCUGGUGCUGUACUUCUUCUACAAGAACAUUGUCUUUAUGGGCAUCAUGUUCCUGUUCCAGUUCCAUACGCUGUUCUCUUCAUCCUCCGUGUACGACUCGCUCUUCCUCACCCUGUACAAUGUGAUAUAUACCUCGCUGCCCAUCCUGUUCAUAGCCAUCACCGAAAAGCCCUACACCGAGGAGAAGCUGAUGCAAACGCCGCAGCUGUACAAGAAGAACACGGACAACAAGCAGCUCCAUUGGCCAUUCUUCCUCAUGUGGAUGCUGUUCGCCAUCUACCAUUCGGUGAUCAUCUUCUACUUCGCCUUCUGCCUGUUCUCGUACAACAAUGUGAUCCUGAACUAUGGCCAGACGGUGGCGUUUUCCUGCUUCGGUACCCUGCUCAUGUGGACCGUGGUGGUUGUGGUGAACCUCAAGCUCUGGCUGGAGUCCAUGUACCUAUCCUUCUGGUACAUAUUCACCAUUGUCAUUUCCAUUUUGGGCUUUGUGAUCACCACGGUUAUCUACAACGUUAUCAACCUGGACUACGACACUGAUAUCUACUGGGCCUACAACAAUUUGCUGGCCUCGUUGCCGGUCUGGCUGUGGAUAUUGCUGACAAGUGUGGCCUGCCUGGUGCCUGACUUCACCAUCCGGAUGCUGCAGAGGGCUCUGAACAUCAAGCACUUUAGUAUCUUUCCCGGCAAACAGCGAAAGAUGAAGAUGCGCGAAAAGGCCGAGAAUACGUACUUGUAGAACCCUCUAGGCUAUAGUUUUUAUACUGCUAAUUUAUUUAUUUCCUUUCUAUGUGUACAUAUU
Drosophila serrata is the source of this 4639-nucleotide messenger RNA. Its product is annotated as phospholipid-transporting ATPase IF. Gene Ontology annotation, cellular component: endoplasmic reticulum; plasma membrane. Gene Ontology annotation, biological process: phospholipid translocation. The record is from RefSeq and is a predicted model, not a curated record. NCBI's taxonomy places the organism in Eukaryota, Metazoa, Arthropoda, Insecta, Diptera, Drosophilidae. Gene Ontology annotation, molecular function: ATP binding; ATP hydrolysis activity; ATPase-coupled intramembrane lipid carrier activity.